Funneliformis geosporum is the source of this 1233-nucleotide messenger RNA. NCBI's taxonomy places the organism in Eukaryota, Fungi, Glomeromycota, Glomeromycetes, Glomerales, Glomeraceae. The record is from the annotation of a GenBank genome assembly.
AUGGAUGCACUAACGACUCUUAGAACGGAAAUUAAUCGUAUCGGUUUCAGUCUAAAUGAACAAGACACUUUGCGCAAAUACUUCACUGAAAACGUAGAAAAAAUAAAUGUCGUCGUGUCUUUUCUCCCUGACUACGCGACGGAUUAUGAGAAGCGGGGUUACCUGAAGUCCUUAAUAUCCACGCCUGCCACCCAUCGACCUACUUCCGUGGAGAACCUUACGCUUGAUCUCGGGCAACUGAAUUUGUCAGGAGGCACUAGCGAUACGAGCACAACAUUUUCUAAUUUAUUUUCUGGUCUUGUAAGAACUAUGGAAGAAAACUCGAAACAAAUAGGUUUGCUGAUUCAAAUUGAGCAAGCGAGGAAUCGCGGACCUGUUUUAGGAGAAUUUGAGAUAGGAGGCUCUGUGACGUGUGCUAACGUUUACAAAAACACUAUCUUUGAAAAUGUUGAUCAGGAAUAUUAUCUUAUUGAGACUAAUUCCUACCUUAGUGAACUCCCCAAUAACGUUGCUUCUCACCUGCGAAACAAUCCAAUUACGCAACAAUCUCAUCAAACAGAACCGGCAGUUCAAAGAUGGUUCAACAAUUUGUUGUCUCAAUUUGGCUCAAGAUGGGGUGAUUUCGUCGCCAAAGAUACACAUGAUGUAGGGUAUCUCAACGGACUAAUGCCAGACCUCAGCGUUUUUAAGACGGAAGAUGUUGCAGAUAAUGCUUGUAUUCCCAUGCUAGUUAAAACGAUUAUGGAGCUAAAGGUACAAAAGAGAAGUACUGGCUUCUCUAAUGAAGAAAAGGGACAGCUUUUGGACUACCUUCGUGUUCUCACUCGACAACAACCAUUGCGCAAACUUUUUGCAAUAUUUUUGUCAGAUGGAGCAUACUUUUAUAUGAUGUCCUAUAAUAGGAAUAUUAAUCAGUAUCAGGAGUUUGAAACCAACUUCAGGAUAGGAUUGCGACUUUUUUAUACAUUGAUCCUUCGAGGAUCAGAUUAUGUAAGAGCUUUCGGAUUUAGGAGUGUAAACUUCCGGUCACAAAUUUCUAGCACUCGUACAAAACUCAUUGGAAUACGUCUAGAGGAGUUUUUAGGCGAGGGAUCAUCCGCAAAUGUAUAUAGGAUCAGGUGGAAUGAUAGACCAGCCGUCAUAAAAAUAAUUUCUGAUCCAAAUGCCUUAGAACGUGAGGUGGAAAUGCUGAGAUUUUUGAAUGGUUCAAACAUCCAGAACAUUCCAGAAUAU